Myodes glareolus (Bank vole) is the source of this 1250-nucleotide messenger RNA. The record is from RefSeq and is a predicted model, not a curated record. NCBI's taxonomy places the organism in Eukaryota, Metazoa, Chordata, Mammalia, Rodentia, Cricetidae.
CCACUCUGGCCUCUCCAGUAGCUUCAGCAGCACCUAGUUCUCCACUGUCCCAGGAGCCAUCCCAACGGCAGGAUCUGUGUCCACCCUCCGGGCCAGGACAAGACCAAGGCACCUGGGGCCUCAGACAGUCAAGGCUCUUAGCAGCCUCUCAGAAAACUUGGAGGUGGCCCAGGCAGCUUGUGGGAGGCGUCAAGUCCAGCUUAAACCCAAGCAGGUCCAGCUGCUGCCCAUUCUCUGGAACUGAGGACAGAGAGGGGCCCUCAGAACCCAAGAGAUGAAGGGCCUCCUCAUACUGGCUUGGUUCCUGGUCUGCAGUGUGCCUGCUGUGCACGGAAACUUCGGACAAUUGUUGUCCAUGAUCAAGGAAGUGACUGGGAAGGAGCCAGUAUUUGGCUACAACUUCUAUGGCUGCUACUGUAUCAAUGGCGACAAAGGGAUCCCCAAGGAUUAUACUGAUUGGUGCUGUUUUCUGCAUGAGCACUGUUAUCGGGAAGUGGAGAAGGAAGGCUGUAAUGGCGGGUUUCAGUCCUAUGACUACAAAGUCACAGAGGGCCUGGUCACCUGCGAAUCCGGGUCCUACUGUUCGAGGAGGGUUUGUGAUUGUGAUCGGAAGCUGGUCUACUGCUUGAAGAGAAACCUCGGGAGCUACAAUCCUGAUUAUCAGUUUUACCUCAAGCUUCUCUGCUAAUACCUUGUGUGGGCUCUGCUCUGGGGGUUCCUCCCACAGUGGAGGCCCCCUCUGCUGUAUUCCUGAUGCACGCCCCAAGGUCUUGGAUCUGUCUUCUUCUGCAUUCCAUUGGGCUGGGCAGCACCCUAGGCCUAAACCCAAGGUCUUAGAGAGGGACUCUGACCCCAACUUGGCAAGCUCCCAGGAUGGCUGAGCUGGCACUUGUGAAGUUGGCUCUGGGCCUGGGAGCUCCCCCAGCUCCAGGUCAGUGCUCUAUUGACUUUUCUUUCGAUUUCUGGAACCGAACUGUCAUCAUCACCCUCCAGAGACCUUUUACUUGAGUAGAAGCCAAAUUAACUCUAUAAAUCUGCUCUGUAGAUAUUAAAUAAACCCAUUUGCAAAGCUAGAAAACACCCCCAGCAUUUCCUCUGAUGGGGCUGGGGUAGGAUUGCCUAAACCUUUGUGAAUCUCCUCAGCACCUGCAUGCCCUCAGGGAUGGAGGUGGAAACAGGUGGGAGCCUUUUUAGCCUUUCACAUUUUAUUUGAGUUCAUUUUCUUAAACCUUGGCUUUCUUCAAACCAGA